Rosa chinensis is the source of this 1029-nucleotide messenger RNA. RefSeq lists its product as uncharacterized. The record is from RefSeq and is a predicted model, not a curated record. The transcript is spliced from 3 exons. Lineage: Eukaryota; Viridiplantae; Streptophyta; Magnoliopsida; Rosales; Rosaceae. Bases 170 to 754 code for a protein of 194 amino acids.
AAAAUCUAUUUUGUGUAGAGGAGAAUACGACAAGUCAUACGGGACGUGUGUCCAUAAGGACACCACCACGCGCACCCUCCCCUCUGUAACUCACUCCACCACUCUCACACACCUUCUUCUUCCUCUCCCCCCCCUCUCCUAUUCCAAUUUCCCAAACCCUAAACGCCAAAUGGGCCAGGCACUUCGCCGAGCAGCAGGGAAAGCCCGACCCGGUUCCAGCAUCGAAACGACGUCGUCGUCAAUACCCAAGACCAUCGUCAAUAAGCCGCCUCCGGUGACUCCCCCCGAACCGCCUCCUGAGAUCACCAAACCCGGCGAGGAGGGUUUCGAUUCCGAUGGUGGUGCAGGAGAAGCGGCACCCAAUGCUGAGAAUCUGCUUGAAGAACGCGAUCCGAAGUUCGAUUCCAUGCUUAAUCAGAUGGUGGGUCGGAUCAAAUCAAAGCCCGGAGGCAAACCUGAAAUGGGUGAGGCACAUGUGGUGGAGAAGUACAAGAGGCCACUACCGAAACUGAGGGAUACGAAACCGGAUUCCGGUAGGUUUGAGGAAAGAGCUGCUCCUCCGGGGACUCUGAACGUGGCGCAGCUGCGGCACAUUAUACUAUUGCAUCAGGGCAAGGCUGAGGAUCACAAUGGCCCAAUGGAGGUGCAGAGAAUUGCAGACAAGUUUCGGGUUGAUGUCGCCGAGGUUAAGAGGAUUGUGCAAUUUGUGUCACUGCCUCCUGAGGAUACCAGCAAACAGAAGAAAAACCCUUGAAGACUUGAGAGCUGUGGUUUGAUCUUCUGCACUACUAACUGGGUUUUAUGUUGAAUAAGGAAAUUUGAAGAUGAGUAUAGCAAACCAUGACAAUGGUAGGAAUUUGCUCGCUGCUUAGACUCAUAGAGCAAGUGUUAGAGAAUUCUAUAUUUUCCACGGUAUCUGAAACAUGUAGGAUUUUUGUAGCUAGUGCUUGGUUUCCAAGUCAGGCAAAAGGUUGCAACUGUGAUGAGAGGCUUUUGAUUUGAAUACAAGAUGAUAAAUCUGUUUCUCUA